AUGCUCUGGUACCAUGUACCGAGUAAAAAGUACUCGGUGCCGUUUCUCGACGGUUUGAAAAACCCCCACUCGCCCGUCUCCACUCUGCUGAACGUACAGCAUGGCAUUUUCACACAUCUCCCGACUUCUGGGCAGAGAAUCGGACUAUCGCUUCUCUCGCGUUACCGCAAACGACCAUAGCGCUGGACUUUGGAUUACCACAAUACUAUCGAUUAUUUACGCCCUUUUGGUUUUUGCAGUGCGUAUUGGAUACACGAAGCGGAGGGCCCAUGCUAUUGAUGAUGUUGUGGCUGCUUUAGCGCAUAUUAUAGGCCUGGGGAUGUGGGGAGUUUUGUUCAAAUCUUUGGGGAAUGGCCUUGGGAAAUCAUAUCGGGUCCUCGACGAUGCAGAAAUCUCCCAAGUACAGAAGUCCUUCUUUGCAAGCCGCAUCUUGCUCUACAUCGCACUCACCCUGUCGAAAGGCUCGAUUCUUAUUCUCAUUCCCACUGUUUUCUCGCGAAACACGGCGAUCUCGUACAUAGCAAAUGGCACUGCGGCCAUGCUCGCCGUAUGGUGCUUGAUUGGAGUCAUUGCAACCCCAGUCGUUUGCUCAACUGAAGUCAUCAUACCAAAACCUGGUAUCGGCCAUUGUACCAAUUUUAUUCCAUGGCUCCAAGUCCUUACCGUUGGCGAUAUCGUUACAGAAGUAGUCAUAAUAAUGUUGCCCAUGGUCGGGUUGUACAAGACGUUUAUGAACUUUGCCGACAAAGCUACCGUCAUGCUGGCCUUUUCUACCAGAAUACCGAAUAUCGCAUUUUCCCUCAUGUAUCUAUUUGCGUAUUCCGAAUUCGUCAACAACGCGUAUCCAGCUAUCAAAAUCGUGGCAACAGUCAGUUGGCAAAGCGUUCUUUUAUCGUAUAACCUCAUGUCGGCCACAACACCCCUGCUCAAGGGAUUUACGGCGGGCUUGACGAGCUCAGGUCUGUCCUUGGACUAUGCUCGAGACCCCACGACGGGCGGUUUCACCGGAGUGCAAGGGAGCUUUGAGCUGGCCUCGAUUGCACAAUCGAGAUCGAGGUCAAAAUCAAGAGCUCCGAUUCGUGAAGCGGCAUCGCAAGCCCAGAAUGCGCCGUUUCAAGAGGAUCCGGAGCUCAGGGCCAAGAUGACGGAACACAAAUCAAAACAAGGAACAAAAUGCUUCCACGAUGAGAGCGCAUCCAUGGCCAGCCACGACUCUCGUCAAAUAAUGAUCAAGCAGGACUGGGAGAUUUCAGAAAAUUACGAAUAG
Molecule: messenger RNA, 1267 nt
Organism: Exserohilum turcica Et28A
Lineage: Eukaryota; Fungi; Ascomycota; Dothideomycetes; Pleosporales; Pleosporaceae
Exons: 5
Coding region: 101-1267 (388 amino acids)
Source: RefSeq, a predicted model, not a curated record